Bombyx mori (domestic silkworm) is the source of this 2514-nucleotide messenger RNA. Its product is annotated as synaptic vesicle 2-related protein. Gene Ontology annotation, cellular component: membrane. Gene Ontology annotation, biological process: transmembrane transport. The transcript is spliced from 10 exons. The record is from RefSeq and is a predicted model, not a curated record. Gene Ontology annotation, molecular function: transmembrane transporter activity. Bases 800 to 2380 code for a protein of 526 amino acids. Lineage: Eukaryota; Metazoa; Arthropoda; Insecta; Lepidoptera; Bombycidae.
UGACAAAAUACAUCAUUCAGACGUGGAUCGUAGUCAUUAUUAGCUUCAUACACCGACAAGUGUUUAAAUAGCCUAUCGAUUACCGUCUGUUUAUUUUAUUUUAUUUUUUUAUUGUCUAGAUAUGUGCACGAGCUCAGCCUAAUAGGCUAUUUCAACCUAACGCGGUGUUAAGUGGUUACUGGAGCCCAUAGACAUCUACAACGUAAAUGCGCCAUCCAUCUUGAGAUAUAAGUUCUAAGGUCUCAGUAUAGUUACAACGGCUGCCCCACCCUUUCAAACCGAAACGCAUUACUGCUUCACGGCAGAAAUAGGUGGGGUGGUGGUACCUACCCGUGCGGACACACAAGAGGUCCUACCACCAGUAACAAGUAGACAAUUCCAGUGUUGUGGAAUUGUCAAAAUAUAGUAGUGCCUUAAACACUUCUCCCCCCCCGCAUUAACAAGCACGAUCAUUCAAUAUAAACCGGUGUUUAAUUAACGAAUGGAAUCGUAAUCGUAAAUUUGAUCCGCGAUGUGUUACCCAUAUCACACCAAUACACGGUUACAGUAUAUGUAUUGCAGAGCGCGGCCGGCUAGUUCAUCACAUUCAGUGCUUCGCCAUUCACGUUCAUAAGACGCGACAUGUGCACAUCGAAAUAUCGUCAAACAAUAACUCGACAAUUUCAAUAACUUAAAAAAAAACCGUGCUUAUUGUUCUUGCAAUUGUAUUUUACAAUUUAGUAAAAUAAUCUACAUUCAAUAUAAUUUCGUGCAAUUUGAAUUUAAUGCAAUUUAGUGCUUGUGUUUCUUCAGUGUUAUAAUGAGUGCCCAGGACAGAUACAGAUAUAAGGGUGACGACGAUGGCUUUGGACGGAAGAGUUCCACAGUGUGGACAGUCAGCAAGCCCAGUAAUGAUGAAAGGCAUUACCCGUAUAACGAAGCUAUUAAUUUGGCUGGUAACGGAAGGUACAGCAUCGGUCUAAUGGCAACGUUGAGUAUGGCGGCUUUGGCCAUGGCCAUCGACAUGUUCGGCUUCUCCGUCAUCGUGACAGGAGCCACCUGUGACUUCCAGUUGGACCUGAGUCAGACCAACAUUUUACUGUCUAUGCCAUUUGUCGGUCCAAUAGCAAUGGCGUAUCCAUGGGGCUACAUAGCGGAUACCAAGGGUCGGAAAACCAGCCUGCUGAUAGCCAUGUGGGGUAGUUUUAUCGUCUCCGUUGCCAGUGCCUUUGCCCCGAACUGGGUAUUCAUGGCUGUUAUGAAGUUCAUCAGUACAAGCUUCUGCAGUUGUGCUCAAUCAGUGACGUAUACACUCCUCGGUGAGAGCUCAUCGGAAACAUUUCGAGACUCAUACAUGCUCAUCAUGACAAGUGUGUUGGACUUCAGUUUAGCUGUUUACGUUGUUGCCGCCUAUUUCAUUCUAAAUCUCCCAUUCAGCUUGAACUUUGGCUUCAUAACGUUUACGCCAUGGCGUCUCUUGACUCUCGUCCUAGCGUUGCCUCUGGGCAUCAGCGCUAUGGGGAUGCAUUUCUUCUACGAAAGUCCCAAGUUCCUUGUCAACGCUGGCAGAACAGAGGAGGCAAUUGAAGUCCUAAAGAACAUUUGGUACAGGAAUGGAGGCUACGGUGGCAAGUAUGCUGUCAAAAAGAUAUUCUUAGAAGAAGAGGGAAAUGAAAAACACAAAGAUCAAUCCUUACUCCAGUCUCUAUGGGAUCAGAUAGUACCUAUCUUCAAGCCUCCACUUUUGACGCGGAGUAUACAAUUGUAUUUCCUGACCGCUGUUAUUUAUAGCACGAACAACAGCUACUUCAUGUGGUUCCCAUUCCUGGCUGAGAAAUUCACAUCAGGUCUCACUUCCAACACUACUGAUGUGGAGCAAAUCGAUGGACUAUGCAACACCAUUGUCAGUGUGGCGGCAAAUGUUACAGUGCAUGCGAAAUGCUCAACAGCAAUGGAGGUGAGUCUAGUCUGGGCCAGCCUAGCCGAGGGAGUCUCCUUUGUGAUCGUGCUGUUGGCUAUAACCAAGUUCGCCCGGAGGAAGAAACUGCUGCUCACCAUUAUUCUGGUGGUCUCCUGCUUCUCAGCCAUCGGAGCUGUCACUGUGAUGGAAAAUAUGAUCAGUUUCAUCCUGUUCUUCGGCUUACUGUUGAACGAGCUGUGCAUAGGAUUCAUAUUCUCAUAUUUUGUUGAUUUGUAUCCUACUUCUUAUCGUGGCAUGGCGGCGUGUCUGGGGGUGAUGGUGGCGAGGGCCAGCGCUCUGGGCGGAGUCAAUAUAUUAGGAGCCUUCAUGUUGUCACACUGCUCCAUAACAUUCUACGGUUGUGCCGCUAUGCUGUUUUGUGCCAUUUUAGUCACCAGCAUGCUGCCUCCAGACAAGAGAAAGAAAGAAAUAGGGCUGUGAAGAGAUUCAGUGGUAAUUAAUUAUGUUGCGCGCUUUGAAGCUAGUCGGAUCGACAUUAUUGUGUAUACUACGUUAGGAUAGUGAUAAUUAGAUUAGUUUUAGUUACUAAAAGUUAUUAAAGUAUAUUUUUUCUA